This is a messenger RNA of Peronospora matthiolae, 366 nucleotides long. Lineage: Eukaryota; Oomycota; Peronosporomycetes; Peronosporales; Peronosporaceae. The record is from the annotation of a GenBank genome assembly.
AUGGAGCUCAUCUAUCCUGGCAAUUCGGAUGAUGUAUCCGACUCGAAGGCUACACCUCGCGCCUCCGGAUCACCAGGGGCGGACACUGCAAGAUCCAGGUUGACUGGAUCUGGUCAACUUGGCGGCAUCAUGUCCGAGAUCUUUGGAUCAAGCGAUUAUUCCGACGAAUCUCCGCCUCUUGCGAGUCCAUCCAACGAUAGGACGCGCGGGGAUGGUGGUGAUGCACCUAUACAUCACUACGAGCGAAGCAACUCGAGGGAUCGGGGUGUCACUGGUAUCAGCGCUCGCGCUGGCACCAAUCAAGAGGCUAGGGACCGAAAUGUCCUGCGCCACCAUCCUCAAGUGGAGUCUCCGUGGAUGCCGUAA